CAACAUUUAUACAAAAACAGCUCGUGUGCCAGGCGCUACCUUCAGUAUGUCACAGGAACAAUGCUCUGAAUGUGUUUAUUUAUUUAUUCAAAAGUCUUCAAGCCCACUAAGAUGAAGAUGGAAACUUUCCUUCGGGAGAUAAGGACUCCGGCUUGUUGACUGAUGGCGAGAUCAGAUUGCCAGCGUGCUUAUUUCUCAGAAGUGAAAAAGUUUUUCGCGUAAAAUGUGAUCUCAUGAGUUUUGUGAGAAAGGGAGAGAGAUAUUUCCGGAUGGAGUCAGACCUGACGCUGGAGUCGAGUUUGUGGGUCGAAAAUAAAAGAUACCGGGCUGUCCUGACGGGCUGGCACUUCAGAUGGACAGAGUUAGAUAAGAAGAACCGCGACAAGAGAACAAGUAGGUGACUUCUUACCUCUCACAAACAUCAGCUGAAUGGCAUCACACAGAGUACUGUACAAAUCUGAAAAACUGAUCUCAUUUUUGCCCUCAGCUUGUUUUGUGUUAUAAGCUAUGAGUAAUGACUCUCUCACAUGAGCACGAGGAAAUACUUAAUACAGACACACCUGAGGCCAAAGCUUGCUUCCUAUCUGCUUUAGAACAAUCAGGACAGAUGUCAAACGAGAUAGAGUCAAUAUCCACGAAUGAAAUCACCAUAAACUCACAGUUUUUAUUUCAAUGCAUGUGAUUCUGGAUUAUUAAAGGGAGGGAGCACUUUAAUUAAACCAAAGCUGCUUGAAGGGAACAUGAAGAACAAGUUAAACAGCACCAACAUGAAACACAACCCACUGAAACAGUUUACUGACAACACAGACAGAGAUCUUACUCACCAGCAUUCAGUGAUAUUCUACGGGCUGUCUUUAUCUUCAUCAAAUUAGCUUUCUUUUCUCAAAAUAGCACUCAUAUGGCUUAGAUUUAAAAUCAGCAAUGCUUUAACUGCAAGAAUACAUCAUGAUGCUCUACCAGCUGUAUAACCUAGAUCUAUCCCAGUUUAUCACUGUAGGCCAUUCAUUCAUUUACCGGUCUGUGAGGCUUUUAGUGAUCAUUAACAGGUGCAGUUUGUAAUAUGAAGAAUGGCAAUGCACUUAUUGAGGUGUGCCAGCGAUCCCACAUCAACAAUAAUAUCCCGCAACACCUGUUAUGACUUGUCCAAGCAGGAAAAGUUUAAUAUAACUACUAACAGCUUUGAGGAGUAGAAAUAGAGCUAUGGAGGAAUUAUAUAAUAAUACAUUCAGAGAAACCAGAACACCGACUUUAAGGCUGUGCUUAUCUGUGCGCAUGAUUAAAGUUUCAGUACCGGUGUCAGAGGUGGUUGGAGUGGAAGAGGGCCGGGUGGAGAUCCUGCCACAGAAGUCAGUUGAGGACACAGACAAAGACUUCACAGGUGGGCUAUCUUGGUGGACUUUCAGGUAUCACAAACUUAAAGCCACAGUUAGAUUGAAGUAAAUGGUUGCACAACAUGAGGCAUGCAGUCUUUGAUUGAGCUUGAAAGUGAAUGGCAAUAUGAAUAAUUUACUAACAAGUGCACCCAACAGUGGCCGAUCAUUUUAUGCAAACAUGAUCUUGUUAACCCUCACUUUGCUACAGCUGAUAUGAUGACCUCGCUACAUUGCACUGACUUCUUUUUCCAACCUCCACUUGCAGUUUUCUAUGUGAAACGCUGCAGCAACGGGGGCUCCCAUGGGUUGCUUUGGAGACUGGGCCGGACUCAGUUCAGCUGCCUGAGUCGUGUCCUCAGAGACCAGUGGACGAAACACCUAAAAGCCGCUCUCAAAACUCACAGUAAGGGCAGGAGAUUUGAUGAGGAGUAAAACAGCCAUGAGAUGGAUAUUAAAGUUCAUGUUUAAAGUCUACAAAUGCUAACAAGAAUAAGACUGAUUAAAUGUCUUUGUGAGGUGGUUAGUGUCAGACCAGACCAUUUACAGCCUACCAAAAAAAUCUGCUUUUGUUUAUCCCAACUUUUUCAGAGUACAUUUUAAUGUUACAAAACACAAGAUCAGAUCAGAAAACAUAUCAUAAUGAAGUGAUGAAAGAUUGAAAAGAUCUGUGAAGUUUUCAGAGGGUAACAAUUAUAAUUUAACAUACAAUAUUAGUAAUACAAACCACACACACUUUGUAUAUAUUUUCCAACAUGGAUACUAUGAGUGUUUUUGUUGCACAGGAUGCUUAAUUAAAAAAAAAAAAAACACAGUGUAUGCCCCUUUAUGACCAAGAUAUAAUAAAAGUUAAAACAAAAAAAGUUUCAGAGUAAGUGCACCAUUAAAGAUGAAUAUUUGUCUUACAGGUCCAUUGCGCCCGAAAAGGCUGCUGGUUUUUAUCAACCCAUUUGGAGGGAAGAAGAAAGGACGAGAAAUCUACCACUCUCUGGUUAGCCCUUUGUUUGAGCUGGCUGGUAUCAGUUCUCAUGUAAUAGGUGAAUAAUCCUGGCUUUAUCAGUUUCCUGCAAAUUCAAAUUUUUGUCUCUUUAUUGACAUGAUUUUAAAAGUUCUAUAUGUUUUUAUUGUCUAUGUGUAACGAUCACAUUUAUUGAUCAGUGACUGAGCGUGCAAACCAGGCCAGAGACCACCUCCUGAAGAAAGACCUGACAGGAUUUAACGGGUGAGAGCUUUCAGUGCAUGUGAACCACAAACACUGUGGCAUGAGAGCAUUGUCACAGCUAAGCCUGCUGGGAGGAGCUCUCCUGACAGACACUCUUGUGUGUGUUUAUUCCAGAGUGGUGUGUGUGGGUGGGGAUGGCAUGUUCAGCGAAAUACUUCACGGUUUGAUUGGUCGGACGCAACAAGAGGCAGGCCUUUGUGAGGAUGACCCCACUGUUACUCUGCAGCCGUGUCCGCUACACAUCGGCAUCAUCCCUGCUGGUAACAACACUGUUAUGAAGUCACCAAAAUACUGAAUGUUGGUGUCAGAUACACAGCGUAGAUAGACAGAUACACACACACCCACAUCCUGUUUCACUUCGUCUGUUGCAGGUUCUACAGACUGUGUGUGUUUUGCCACAGUGGGGGUGAUCGACCCUGUUACUUCAGCUUUGCACAUUAUCAUUGGUGAGAAGCAACUGUCAUCUUUUUUUAAUAUUAAAAACUGAAGUUGAAAAAAAAAACGUUGUAGUUGUGCUCUGUUGUUAAAUUUCCCACAAUGCCUUGCAGGAGACUCUCAACCCUUGGAUGUGUGUUCAGUCCAUCAAACUUCUGCACUUGUUCGUUACUCUGUGUCUCUGCUGGGUUAUGGCUUUUAUGGGGACGUACUGGCUGAGAGUGAGAAGCACCGCUGGAUGGGACCUCUCAGAUACGACUAUUCAGGUACGAGAGGGGCUUUUUUAAGAAGACAGGAAUAACUGUACACUGAACUACGGUGGAUUAUGUUGAUUUAUGUUAAUUUUACAGUUUAAAAGUAUUUUAGUAUUCCGCUUUUAGCCAAAAUGGUUUAAAAAGUUGAGUUAGACAGUUUCAGAAGUUAAAUCACAGUAAAGGUGUAAACCAGUUAUUUAUUUAUUUUUUUUUUUACUGACCAGCAGGGGGCAUGUUCACAGGUUGCAAUAUUAAAAAAAGGUUGAAUUGCCCAUAUUUACAUUGUAGUGGUUGUCCACUGAUUUCCUCCUUAGGUUGGAAAAGCUUGGACUGUUAUAGCUGUUGUUGCUGUGUUUAAGAUUUCAAACCUUAAAGUGAGUGAAUCUUACAAAUAAAUAUCAUAUUGCUGCCCCGAGACGUUUCAGCUGAAGACUGAAAAAAACAACUUAAGAUCGGAAGGCGCAGUUGGCCAUAUUUCAAACUAAAAUGCAAUAAUUGAAAACUAAAGCUACUGUCUAUAGCAAUAAAGUAUAUCCCAGGAAAGGGUUAAAGUCCUAGCUUAUGGCAGAGUAAGCUAGCUAAUUUUCACGAUCUAUCAGCUUUUUUUCACUACUCCCACGAUCAGUCGAAGAAGGGGUUAAAUGAGAACAUUUUCACAGAUUUCCUAUGUUUGAACUGAUUGAACUGAUUGUUCACCUUAAACAUAAAGCUUGGGAGCACUGGAGUUUCUCAGCCGAUGUCAGAGGAAAAAGGCCCUGGGGGGGAAUUGUUCAGAACCAGUUUUGAUUUUUGCUGACGUAUUAGCUGAUGUAUCACCUCAGUUAACAUUGUCUUAUUAAGUAUACAGUCACAACCCAUAGUUUCACAUCCUAGGUAACCUUAUUUUAUGAACUUAUUUUGUAUUUUUACCAUUGACAGUAAUUAAACAAUAUAACAUGGUGUCCUGUUGUGUAUCAGUACCUGUGAUUACCAGAAUACAGAGAAAUCACUAUAAAAUAGGGUACUUACCUCUAAAUAAACAAAUGAAUAAACAAAUGCAUGACAUCUAAAUUAUUAGACAUGACAUGCUCAAAGCUCUGUUCAUUGUUAGAAAAAUAACAAGCUGUUUUGCAAAUAACUUGUUUUCAUUUUUUUGAAUAUCUGCUGAUCUAACUGCCCCCUUUGUGUAGGCACAGUGGUGUACCUGAGCAACAGAAGCUAUGCAGGCGUAGUUCAGUAUCUACCAGCAGACCCGGUCCUCUCCAGCCCCAGAGACAGAACACGCUGCCUCGCAGGGUAAAGUACCAACAACCACAUCCCUUAUCUCAGAGGAUGGCUGUUCACUGUAUUUCACUCACUGUCUCCUCGUGUGUCUUUAUCCUUUUCUAAACUGUCUCACCACAACAGAAAGUUUGACCUUGCAAACAUUAAACCCUUUUUAUAACAAAGAGAGAAAGUGUCCUUGGAGAAGAAUCAUUAUUAUUUAAGCACUGGUGAAAUGGUUCGAAUUCACUGUUUGAGACACUGUAAUUGCUACCACCUGUGGUUUGGGCUCAGGUGUUGUUUGCACCUUAAGGAGGGUAUGAACCAGGGCAAGGGGAACUUGAUCUAGCUGAAAGGUGAGCCUUGGAGCUCUAUUAUAGUGAACAAUUCCUCGCUCUUUGUCUGCGGCAGCUGUCCUUGGCUGUUAGCUUCAGGGUUUAUGAUCCUCCUAUGAACGGGUGUCAAGGUAGAGGAACUUGUUGUUUCACAGACUUUCAAACAGAGUGAAAACCCUUUGUGUUUGUGUUCUCUGUGUGUGUGUGUUUGUGCAUGUAUGUACGGUAUGUGUUUGUGUGUUUAGGUGCAGCGUUUGCUCCAGAAGUACAGAGAGGCUCUUCCCCAACUCUUCAGACUCCGGCUCACUGUACAGCUCCUACCACAGCCAGUACAAUAAUGACUCAGAGGGUGAGACCACACACACACAUGCACACACACAAAAUAGUCUUGUCUCUGUUAAAGUCAGGAAUGGGAAUCUUUCUUUUAGUCUAAACUGAUUGCAAGGUAAGGCAGGAUUUAUACCACUCCACAAGAUGAGAAGGAAAGUGUGGGGAAAAGAUCAGAAAUCGCAAAGACCCCCUCAGGUUAGGAGAAAACACUUUUGCUUGAAAUUGUUAGUCAAAUAAGUUUUCACAGGGUAAACAACUUGAAGCAUGUUGUAAAUUGAUUGACAAACUACAGCAGAAAUGAGAGGAAAUGUUUGGCAUUAGUGAGGAUAAGAGUGCAAAGUUAUGUAAAAUGUAAGAGCUGCUCAAUGAAACAAUCACUACAGAGCAAAGUUAAACAAAUGUUUGGCUAAAAAGAGAAAAAAAAACACUCAUAAAUCACUACAAGUAAAGCCAGUUUUGGUGAAUUGCUUUGUUUUUGUGAAAAACCUGAGUAGUCCUAUCUAAUGCACAGGAAAAGAUCCUGAUUUUCUGAUUUCUUUUUGUCUCUUCAGGUGAGUGGGUGAGUGUAGAGGGCAGAUUCAGGUGUGUGUCCCUCACUUGCAUGUCUAGCUCAAAUCCCAGAAGUCCCCUGGGCCUUUCUCCCUCCGCUCACCUGGCAGACGGGACAGGGGACCUCAUUCUGGUGUGGGACACUCACCCGCUGGGAUUCCUCAAGUUCCUCUACAGGCACACAAGUUCUCAGGACCAGGUUUGUGCUCUUUUAAUCCAAACAAAGCAAACAAAGCCGUUCCUUCAAAUGUAAACACUAAAUGGCUCAGUCUCUGUCCUGCUUUUCUUAGUUUGACCUGCCAUUUGUUGAAGUCCAUCGGGUUAAGGCCGUUCGCUUCUCUCUACCCCCGGACAAAGAGGAGGACUCGUUUGCUGAACGUGAAGGGCAGAGUAACGAUGAAGAGCGGGGUUACACUGACACUGCUAGCAGGAACGGAUCUCAACAGCACCUGGCAGAGAAAGGCGCAGCACGAGAACCAACAAAGAGGCAGAAAACAGCCAACUCUUUUUUAUGUGGUGUGUGCUGCAGCAAAGCUCCCGCCGUGUCAGUGUGGAACUGUGAUGGAGAGAUCCUGCCUUCAACAGAGAUCCUCAGCAGGUGAGAGAGUGCAACUGUCCAUGAGAGGCUUUUAGCACAUUCAUGGACUACUGCAUUAUCCCUCCAAUUCUAGCUUCAACUUUGUUACUCAGCUUUGUCAUGUACCAACAGAGAAGUUUUAAACUGUGUGAACUCCUCUUUAGAGUCCACGGCCAGUUGGUGCGUCUGUACGCUCGGGGCAUUGAAGAUGGAGCAGCGGUGCAGGACUACAGAGAGGAGAGUGACAAGCGUGAAAGGUCAUGUUACGGGACAAGUCUCAACUAAGCUUUGGAAGAAAAAAAAUCGGGACAGGUGAUUGAAUUGUUCAAGAGGCGACAAGUCAGCUGGGCUUACAGUCUCUCUUUGCCAAAAAGUUCCAAAUAUUUCAGGCACUUUUUAAAAAAUUUCUUAUGCAACUGUUAAAAAAAUAUUUAUUUUUUAAUGAGUGUGUUUGCUGAAUUCUCCCUGAUGGAAAGCACUAUUAAAAAUACUAGAAGUAGUUUUUCUGUGCAAUAAGAACUCCUUCUGGAGGUGUGUAGUGUUUUGGUAUACGUGAUGUGUUUAUUUUCCGGAGGUUUACACCAUGGAUGAAGUCAAGGGCAGUUGACACAAAAAGCAUCUUAAUGCAAUAAAAAAGACUGACUGGUGUGAAUUUUUGCCUGACUGUUUUUUAUGUAGGGGAGAGUGGGGUAAGUUGAGCCAAAGGGUAAGUUGAGCCACCCCCUGUUAAUUGGAAAAGGUAAAAGAAAUUGAUCAUGUGACCAAAUAUUUAGGAGAUGGGCAUCAAUUCAUGGAGUCUGUGAAGGUUAGAAGCACAUGGGUGAAGGGGUUAGACAUUUAUUUACAAAAAAACAUUUUUCACUUUUGAAAGUGAAUUUAGUCUGUCAUGAGUUUUAUUAGAAUUGUGUUCAGACAAAAAAAAAUCAUUUUAAAUUUGUUUUAUACAUCAGUUGUGGUAUCUAUGAGCUACAAUGAGGUCAAAAACCUGACAUAAAAGUCCACUGUAUCAGCUUAGAGGACUAAUAAAGUCAUCAUAGUAGUUCUGGGGUAAGUUGAACCAGUGGCUCAACUGAGAAAGUAAAGGAGUCUGAUGAGAGGAUCAGAGUUUCAGUUCAAGUUGUUGAAAUGUGUUACUUUUUCUAUUUAAAAAUACAGCUGUGAAUGUUCUGAAUCACUUUCUCAUGUUAAAAUGUUUUUUUACAAAACAGCUUUUUAGCUGUUAUUUGCAAUAGUAAUUAAAAGAAUUAUUGUACCUGUUAAAUAGCAUACAAGAAAUAAAAAUACACAUGAAUGUGAA
Xyrichtys novacula (pearly razorfish) is the source of this 7611-nucleotide messenger RNA. NCBI's taxonomy places the organism in Eukaryota, Metazoa, Chordata, Actinopteri, Labriformes, Labridae. The record is from the annotation of a GenBank genome assembly.